GGAGGAGGCGGCGGCGAUGGCGAUGGACGGGGCAGCGGCUGCACAGGAGCUGGGUCCCGACCUAGACAAAAUGUUCAGCUGUUGAUUGGCAGCUUUCUUCCUGCAAACGGCUGCCAGUGUCUUCGUGCUGUAAAACCAGAAUUCCAUGACCUACACAUGCUUUGGUACUCUGCUUUCCAAAGGCAGUCAUGUGUUAGUUAUUUUCGACGAUUCAUCUUGUUCCAGAGGAGCUACUGCAUUGGUAUUCUGGAAUACAAGGUGCUCAAUGAAUCGGGAGCCCCCAUGAAUGAAACAGCCAGCUCUUGCCAGCAGAUGGCUAAAAACUGCACCACACAUGUAGCAGGGAUGGCACAAGAGGAGAGGGCUCAAGUGCCACCCCCUUUCUAUCAUGGUGCCAACCAAGAACUUGACUUGUCCACCAAAGUGUACAAAAGGGAGUCUGGAAGUCCAUACUCCAUAUUGGUGGACCCAAAAACAAAUAAGCCACAUCUCCAUGAAAGAGAGGAACAGCCAUAUUUCAGGGAGGACAGAACAGUAGGAGAGGUCCAAGCCGUGAAAGAAGACAGGGAGAACUCUGACGACUUGCAGGAGGAGGACGAGGAGGAAGAUGAAGUGACUUACAAAAGGGAGCAGAUAAUAGUAGAGGUAAACCUUAACAACCAAACAUUAAAUGUAUCAAAAGGGGAGAAGGGGGUCCCCUCCCAGUCCAAAGAAACUGCUGUUCUUAAGACCAGCAGUGAGGAAGAGGAGGGUGACAGUGGGGAGGAAGAGGCCACUGAAGACAGUAAUGAUGAGGAGGAAAAUGAGAGGCAGAAGAAAAAAGAGCAAAGAGAGGAGAAAGAUAGUGUUGCACAAAGGAGAACAAGGAGAGCUGCAUCUGCUGCAGCCGCCACAACUUCCCCUACUUCCAGAACUACAAGGGGCCGUAGAAAGAGCGUUGAGCCUCCCAAGCGUAAGAAGAAAGCUGCAAAGGAGCCCAAGGCACCUGUGCAGAAGUCAAAGUGUGAAGAAAAGGAGACUUUGACCUGUGAGAAGUGUCCCAGGGUGUUUAACACGCGCUGGUAUCUGGAGAAGCACAUGAACGUCACUCAUAGGCGCAUGCAGAUCUGCGACAAGUGCGGGAAGAAAUUUGUUCUAGAAAGUGAGCUCUCCCUUCACCAGCAAACAGACUGUGAAAAAAAUAUUCAGUGUGUUACCUGUAAUAAAUCAUUCAAGAAGCUGUGGUCCCUCCAUGAGCAUAUCAAGAUUGUCCAUGGAUAUGCAGAGAAAAAAUUCUCCUGUGAGAUAUGUGAAAAGAAGUUCUACACCAUGGCUCACGUGCGAAAGCACAUGGUUGCACAUACAAAGGACAUGCCAUUUACAUGUGAAACCUGUGGAAAAUCCUUCAAACGCAGUAUGUCAUUGAAGGUUCAUUCCCUGCAGCAUUCUGGAGAGAAGCCUUUCCGAUGUGAGAACUGUGAUGAAAGGUUUCAGUACAAAUAUCAGCUUCGUUCCCAUAUGAGCAUACACAUUGGACACAAGCAGUUUAUGUGCCAGUGGUGUGGUAAAGACUUUAACAUGAAACAGUACUUUGAUGAGCACAUGAAAACCCACACUGGAGAGAAGCCUUUUAUCUGUGAAAUCUGUGGCAAAAGCUUCACCAGUCGCCCCAACAUGAAGAGACACCGCAGAACUCACACAGGGGAGAAGCCAUACCCUUGCGACGUGUGUGGCCAGCGAUUCCGCUUUUCCAACAUGCUUAAGGCACACAAGGAGAAGUGCUUCCGUGUUACCAGUCCUGUUAAUGUGCCACCUGCUGCCCAGAUACCACUUGCCACAACCUCUCCUGCCCCCACUGUACCUUCUGUUGUGAACACAGUAAAUGCCCCAGCCCCGACUCCACCAAUCAAUAUGAACCCAGUGAGCACGCUUCCUCCCCGCCCUAUUGGCCAUCCAUAUUCUCACCUGCAUCUCCAUCCACACCAUCCACAUCACCUGCCUGUUCCUGUCCCCCCUGUCCCACAUUUACCUCCACCUCCUGCUCUGUUUAAGAGUGAGCCUUUAAAUCAUAGGGGCCAAGGUGAGGACAGUUUUCUGCGACACCUAGCAGAAAAGAACAGUUCAAUACAGCACCACUAACUCUUUCGUCUUCUGUCAGCCAUUCUCUUGGUCUUGUGAACUUGGACAUGUGCUCCCCCCAAGAAAUCUUGUGGUUUCAUUUGCAGCCAUAAGUGAAAGAACUUCACAUUAAAUUUGGCUGUUUGGGAAAGUGGUCAUCAAACCCAAGGGGAACUGAUAAGACAGAAGCCCAGUUUGGCUUGCACGUUUUACUGUUGACUUUUAUAGAUUUCAAAAUGACUGACAGUUGUGGAUUUUUUUAUAAUUUCAUAUCAGCUGAUGAGGUAUGCUUGCUUUUAUAUCCUGGACUUUCUCCUCAAAGAGGGGAUAGUCCUGGUUUCCUUUGUACUAAUCAGAAAGACUGUGAGACUAAAUCCCAGAGCAUUAAUUAUCACUGUGUAUCAUUAAUUUCUUUUCCGCUUUGUGUGUGUGUGCGUGUGUGGGUAUGGGUGGGUGGAUGGGUGUGCUGGUUGUGGAGUGAGCCAGCCACAUGAUCGCAGAAUAUCAAGCAUUAUAGCAAAAAGACAGUAAACAAAACUUAAUCUCAUUUGAGUAGUUCUCCUAACACACUCUUUAUUUUAAUACAGAAAAAUUAUUUUAGAGUUUUUGUAUAGACCUAUUUAGUAGCCUGUUUCUAAAAUGAAAUGUAUUUCGAAUAAGCGGUGUAAUUUUUUUCAGUGUAGCUGGACCUAUGUUGUUACAAUAGAUAAUUUUUAUAAUCAUUCAAAUGUGAUUCUUUGAGAAAAAAGAUGCAAAUAUCUUCUAUGGUAAAAAUUAUUCUUACAUCUGUACUACUCUAAAAAGGUGCUUUGAAGGGGAAAGAAAAGAACCCAAGAAGUCUCUGGUCAGGCUGCCUCAAAAGUGGAGAUGAUUUCAGAAUUUUUUUUAUAACUUAUUCAAAAGGGGUUUCUUAAUAGGACCAUCAUCUUCUGUCAGUGUCAUGGGGGGAUUAGAUAAAGACAUUAAAUUACUGUAUUCCCACAAAUGUUUUCCACUCAGCUCUGCUGGACUGAGGUGUGAAAUGUUUUAGAAUGAGUUUAGUCUAAUGAGGGAGAGAUUUGGAAGCUGCAAGGGAGAGUUUUAACCAUCAUUGGCAUUUUCAGAUGAGUGUGCUAUCAUUUCUUCGACAUACAUUAGAACCUAGUUCAUUAUAUAGAAGUGUGUAUAAGAUGUGGCUUAAUUUGGGAAUCAUAUUUGAUGCUGCUUGUUUUUUCUUUAGUUAAUUGAGCGAUAAGUGGGAGCCACGAAUAACAUACUGUUUGGCUGGAGUUGUAAAAUACUAAAAAUAAAACAGGAUUUGGGGGAUUUGAUGGGAAAACAGUUGUCAUGGUGGCUGAAAAAUGUUUACCGCAGAGUAUGUGCACAGAUUGAAGCUGUGUCCUGUAUAGAUAAUGAAUAUAAUAUAGGAUAACUUCUUUCAGAUUUGACUUUAGGUUUCACAAGAAAACAGAAAAGAAAUGUUUGAAAGUUAAGCGAGUUUCUAGUUGUGUUUUCUCCAUCUCCAGUUGCAUAAAUUGUGGCGAACUAGUUAGAAUGCAGAACAUUAUGGGUCUUAUUCAGAUGUAGUUAAUGGCCAUUGAAAUACAGCACCAUUAAGCAGCUGGAAUAGCUGUUGGCACCUUGAGGAGAAGGCACAGAGAUAUCCACUCAAUUAAGGAGUUUAAUUUUCCCUAAACUUAAUUUCACCACCUAAAGACCAUCAUGCUGAUCUCUAGAAUGGCAUUCUCUUUUUAAAAAAUUAGACUUUAUACGUAAUUCAGGGAUGGAUAUUAUAUCAGAGAAAAUGGAAAACCCUCACCAUUGUACUUUUGAGAUUGCUGAUUUUGUUUCAACCAUUGAUUAACUUUGAUUUUGCAUUAAAAAAUAGUAUUAGGCCUUUUUGAUACCUAUUCAUAUUUGAAUGAAAAUCUCUUAACCCCACUCUUUUUUUCUGAAAAAAGUAUUUUAAAGAUGUUGUAAUAACAUUUAUUUGUUCCUUCUCUUUUGUAGGUAGUAAAUCUAGCUAUAAAAGUGAAUCAUUAAUAUUUAAAGGUUCGCAAUCGUCUACUACACUGAUGGUUUUAUACAUUCCAUGUCAUGUUUGCAAAUCCACAAUUCUGUGUAGAUAUGCUUCAGGCCACCAAUCUGGCCUGUUAAAUCUACUUUUAUAAAUUUAAAGGAUAAGACACACACACAAAAACACCUUGGUAAAUCAGUUGUAAUUCAAUUUUGCAAAAAAUUGUUUUCUCAAUAAAUUUACAGUAUUUGGCUGCUAUUUAUGAAUCCUA
This is a messenger RNA of Sceloporus undulatus (fence lizard), 4364 nucleotides long. RefSeq names its product zinc finger protein 652 (gene ZNF652). Gene Ontology annotation, cellular component: nucleus. The record is from RefSeq and is a predicted model, not a curated record. NCBI's taxonomy places the organism in Eukaryota, Metazoa, Chordata, Lepidosauria, Squamata, Phrynosomatidae. Gene Ontology annotation, biological process: regulation of transcription by RNA polymerase II. The transcript has 6 exons. Bases 157 to 2118 code for a protein of 653 amino acids. Gene Ontology annotation, molecular function: DNA-binding transcription activator activity, RNA polymerase II-specific; RNA polymerase II cis-regulatory region sequence-specific DNA binding.